AGAAUAGUUUAUCGUCACCAAAGUUGCUGGGUCGACCAUGGAGGUGGAAUCAGGUGAUGGGCAGCUUGCAGAGCUCACCACCUUGGAGCUUACUUCAGAAAAUCCUGAAGAUGGAACAGAUCCUAAUUAUGCUCUUCAGUUCAUUGAUGGACAGAUCAACUAUCAACAGUUGGUUACUCUCUUGGAAGAAGAUGAGGAUGAUGAUGCAGAGGAUGAUAAGGGAGAGAAUGAUGAAACUAUCCCAGCUCCUCAUGCAGCUGAACCAUACCAGACUCUUGGAAUGCUCUAUGAGGAAAUGGGAGAUAUGGAGAAGUCCUACCAGUUUCGUCUGAUUGCAGCACAUUUGGGACCAACUGAUGUGGAGGAAUGGCUUCACCUAGGAGAAAUUGCAUUGGAGAGAGAAGAGAUCAGACAAGCAAAAAUUUGCUACAGGCAUGCCUACAAGACAGAAAAAGACAACAUGAAAGUAGCCAUUGCUUAUGGAAAUCUAAUGGAACGGGAUGGUGAAAAGCGAGCUGCAUUUCGCCUGUAUGUCAGCCUCUUGCCACGUGUUGAGAACUCACACCCAACUAUGUAUAUGACUAUCAUUAAAGAGAUAGCUCGACUCCACCAUGAGUUUGGGACAGUAGCAGCUGCCAGGGAAGUCAUGUCUGAAGCAUUCAGGAAAUAUCCAAGUGUUGUAUCAUCUGAAGAUGUGAACCUACUUCUGGAACUGUUGGCAGCAGAAAAGAAAUUUGAUGAGAGUUUAUCUGUUCUGAUCAAAUAUUGCCAAGUGGAAUUUGAUCCAGCAAUUCAUGGGGAAGGACCAGUGGAAAAUGUGAAUGUAUGCCGAAGCAUCACUCUUCCUGAUCCAUUCCCUGUUGAUCUUCAAGCCAAAUUGAUUGUUGCUCUUAUACAAAUGGAUGCCUUGCAUCUUGCUCAGGUGGUUUGUGAUAGGCUGUCCCAGGAAGAUGCUGAAGAGGUGGGUGAUCUCUUCUUGGAUGUGGCUGAGGCUUACAUGGAGAAGAGAGCCCCUGACAAGGCUAUUCCUCUUCUUGACACACUUUGUCGAACAAAGAACUACUCCCUUCCAGCAGUCUGGCUUCGAUAUGCAGAGUGUCUGCACAAUACACAUCAGUUGGAGAAGACUGCUGAUGCCUACAAGAUGGUGCUGAACUCAGUCCCAGAGCACACAGAUGCUCGCCUAGCAUUGUCUCAAACACUCAAUGAGUUGGGACGGGGAGAUGAAGCCAUUGUUACAUUGAGUCAAGCAGAUGAUGGUCCAAUGGAUGGUUCUCUCCUGUAUCAUCGCUGCAAGCUUCUUCUGCGACAAGAGAAACAUGAAGAAUUCAUUUCCAAAGCCUUACUCUUCUUUUCAAGGCACUUCUUUCAACUGGAAAAGCUCAAUGACAUUGACACUGCAUUGUUGGUGAAAAUGCCUGGUGGAGCAAGUGUCCCAAGCCAGGUUUCAGAGGGAUUUGUGAGCUGGGAUGAUGAAAUGCAGCUCUUGUUUGACUUGUGCCAGCUCUUGUUUCAACGUAGGGAAUUUUCCCUCCUUGAACGUGUCUGCAUUGGAGCACUUGGUUCAAAGGUCUUCAGAUCUAUGGCUGCACGCAAAGCUGACAUCCCCUGGGGAUUAUACUUCAAUGCCCUUCAAGCCUGUUACUUCAAUCGAGACUUCAACACAAGCUACAAGAUUGUGAGGGACAUGGUGUUUUUUGAACCCAUGAAUCACACCAUGCUCUACCUCCUUAAUCUCAUCAUCAGUCGAAUGGAAGGCAUUCGUCAUCACAAGUUCCUCAUGAGACUCCAGGCUCAUCAUGUUGAGAAUGCAGCUCUUGGGAUCCUGAAUGGAAACAAUAGCUUAAUAUCUGGUACAUACAAGUAUGCCCUUGGGGAUUACAUGAAUGCAUUCAAAGUCAUGCCUGACAAUCCCCUCAUUGCUCUUCUCAUUGGAAUCACAUUCGUUCACAUUGCAUGUCAGAAAUUUGUCAACAAGAAGCAUUCCCUGGUGGUUCAGGGUCUCUCAUUCCUGAAUACUUAUCUUGAGCUGAGGGGAGAAUGUCAGGAAACAUACUACAAUCUUGGCCGAGCAAUGCAGCAACUUGGGAUCAUGCACAUGGCUGUGCAGUACUACAAGAAAGCCUUAGACUCUCCCCCAGCUGUGAAACCCAGAGAAAGUGAACCCCAGGUGUAUGAUCUCAGCAGAGAGAUUGCCUAUAAUCUAGCUUUAAUCUAUCGUGGAUCAGGAUCUGAACACUUGGCCCGUUUCUACAUCAGGAAGUAUUUGAGUCGCCUGAAGCAGUCCAUCAUUGUGGCAAUAGGAGGUUCCAUUACAUUUUGUGGGAUGAAUAUCUACUGUGGGUCAGAACGGUUUUACCGAGAGGUUGUCCCACCCAUCAUGUCACUUCUGCCUCCUGAGACAGCACAUCGUGUGGCUAUCAAGGCAGCCAGAUUUGGAAUUGUACCUAAGCCCAAGUACAUAGACUCGCCACUUUUGAAGAGCAAGGUGUUUGGAUUGGACUUUCCAAAUCCUGUGGGCUUGGCAGCAGGGUUUGAUAAAGAUGGGGAAGGGACAUUAGGACUGCUAUCCAUGGGCUUUGGCUCUGUGGAAAUCGGAUCGGUAACCCCAAAACCUCAACCUGGGAAUCCAUCUCCUCGUAUAUUCAGACUCCCUGAAGAUGGAGCCAUCAUCAACAGGUAUGGCUUCAACAGCCAUGGCCAUCAGGUGGUACAUGACCGUCUGAAAUCUCAGAAGCUAAAGAACCCAAAUGGAAUCAUCGGUGUAAAUUUGGGGAGAAACAAAGACUCUGACGAUCCCAUCAGUGAUUAUGCAGCAGGCAUUCACAUGUUUGCUGAUGUUGCUGAUUAUUUUGUCAUUAACAUCUCAAGUCCAAACACACCACGACUUCGAGAGAUGCAGGAGAAAGGGAACCUGGAGGUGUUACUUGAUGCAGUACUCAAAGCAAGAGAUGAAGUAAAAAUGAAGAGGAUACCAGUAUUAUUAAAGGUUUCUCCUGAUCUCUCACCCUCAGAGCGGAAGGACAUCGUUGGUGUUAUUACAAAGUCUGAGAGACGGGUGGAUGGGUUGGUGGUUUCCAACACAACAACAUCUAGACCAGAAAGUUUGCAGAGUCCGUUCAAGGAAGAAGAUGGUGGACUAAGUGGGAAGCCCAUCAAUGCCAUGGCAACUGAAGCAAUAAGGGAUUUCUAUUCUCUAACAAAAGGUAAAGUUCCUAUCAUUGGUGUUGGUGGAAUUUCAUGUGGGAAAGAAGCAUAUGAAAAACUCUGUGCUGGAGCUUCCCUUCUACAGCUCUACACCUCAUUGGUCUAUGAAGGACCCACUGUGGUUUCAAAAAUCAAACAGGACCUAGAGGAACUCCUCAGCAAAGAUGGUUAUGAAAGUUUGUCAGAUGUUAUUGGGAGAGAUGUGAAGAUACCGUGACACAUUCAGUGGAAGAUCUGUGAAUCUAACAAGGGGAGUUAUAAUUGUCUGUUCUAGGUAUUUCUAUUUCAUGUUGUGGUGUAAUGAAAGAUUGAGUAAAAGGUGAUGAAUGAGGAAAU
Molecule: messenger RNA, 3543 nt
Organism: Darwinula stevensoni
Lineage: Eukaryota; Metazoa; Arthropoda; Ostracoda; Podocopida; Darwinulidae
Source: the annotation of a GenBank genome assembly